AUGAUUACGAAAGGAAAGAGAGUUGAAAUCUCCACCAACUCUGUUCACUCUCUUGUUUUGUCUGAUGGAGGAGAUGUGGAAGAAGUCAGGCCAUUAAAAUCUGAGGAUGAUGUUACUUGCGCUGUGCCUGUGCCGCAGCAGCAGCAAGGGAAAGCUUCGGUUUUGCCGUUUGUUGGAGUUGCUUGUUUAGGAGCUAUUUUGUUUGGUUAUCAUUUAGGGGUGGUGAAUGGUGCUCUGGAGUAUCUUGCCAAGGAUCUUGGUAUUGUUGAAAAUACUGUCUUACAAGGAUGGAUUGUUAGCACAUUGCUUGCUGGUGCUACCGUUGGUUCAUUUACUGGGGGAGCAUUGGCUGAUAAGUUUGGGAGAACAAGGACUUUUCAGCUGGAUGCAAUUCCGCUAACAAUUGGUGCUGUGCUCUGUUCUACGGCCCAGAGUGUACAGACUAUGAUAAUUGGGCGUCUACUUGCUGGUAUAGGAAUUGGUAUUUCUUCUGCUAUCGUGCCACUUUACAUAUCUGAGAUCUCGCCAACUGAAAUCCGUGGUGCGCUGGGGUCUGUAAACCAACUUUUUAUAUGCAUUGGGAUUCUUUUGGCAUUGGUAGCGGGAUUGCCAUUGGCAGGAAAUCCUAUAUGGUGGAGGACAAUGUUUGGCAUUUCAGCUGUUCCUGCUGUUCUAUUGGCACUGGGAAUGGCAUUUUCUCCAGAAAGUCCUCGGUGGCUUUUUCAGCAAGGAAAAUUUUCUGAAGCUGAAAAAUCCAUAAUGACGCUUUAUGGAAAAGAAAGAGUUGCUGAUGUCAUGACCGAUUUAAAUGUGGCUAGUCAAGGUUCUGCUGAGCAAGAAGCUGGAUGGUUUGACCUGUUUAGCAGCCGCUAUUGGAAAGUUGUGAGCGUUGGUGUAGCACUUUUCUUUUUCCAACAAAUGGCUGGGAUAAAUGCUGUGGUGUAUUAUUCAACUGCCGUGUUCCGUAGUGCUGGCAUUGAAUCAGAUGUUGCUGCCAGUGCUCUUGUUGGGGCAUCAAACGUCUUUGGUACAACUAUUGCAUCUUCCUUAAUGGACAGGCAAGGAAGGAAGAGUCUUCUGAUCACUAGCUUUUUUGGAAUGGCUGCCUCAAUGCUGCUGCUUUCCUUGUCCUUCACUUGGAAGGCCCUAGCACCAUAUUCUGGAACCCUAGCUGUUCUAGGGACAGUUUGCUAUGUGUUGUCGUUUUCACUUGGUGCUGGUCCUGUGCCUGCUCUUCUUCUCCCAGAGAUAUUUGCCUCCAGAAUUAGAGCAAAAGCAGUCGCCUUAUCCUUGGGCAUGCACUGGGCUGCAAAUUUUGUCAUCGGCCUGUAUUUCUUGAGCUUUGUGAACAAGUUUGGGAUCAGCUCUGUAUAUUUAGGAUUUUCAGGCAUCUGUCUUCUUGGUGUCUUGUACAUAGCAGCUAAUGUUGUGGAAACGAAGGGACGUUCAUUAGAAGAAAUAGAACGAGCUCUUGACCCUGCAAUUUAACCGGAAUACUUGUCGAAAGUGCACUUGAUAAUAAUGUCACCCCGGCUCGUCGCCAUGGUGCUUUUUACCCCUGGAGGGUUCAUCAUUUUGCAGGAACUGUCACUGGGUUUGCUAUAGUCCCACAUGUUCGAAGUUAAGUCCCUAGUGUAACCAGCUUAGUGAACUGGCUGUUUUUUGUAUGUAAUAUCAGAACUGCGGCACCAAUAAUCAGUUGUUUCAUCAAAGCUGAAUGUCAAAUAUUACAAAUAAAUUCUUUUCCAUA
Populus trichocarpa (black cottonwood) is the source of this 1750-nucleotide messenger RNA. Its product is annotated as plastidic glucose transporter 4. The record is from RefSeq and is a predicted model, not a curated record. Gene Ontology annotation, cellular component: membrane. Bases 1 to 1488 code for a protein of 495 amino acids. Gene Ontology annotation, molecular function: carbohydrate:proton symporter activity. Gene Ontology annotation, biological process: carbohydrate transport; transmembrane transport. Lineage: Eukaryota; Viridiplantae; Streptophyta; Magnoliopsida; Malpighiales; Salicaceae. The transcript is spliced from 13 exons.